Messenger RNA from Aspergillus aculeatinus CBS 121060, 1953 nucleotides. RefSeq names its product putative amino acid transporter. Gene Ontology annotation, biological process: amino acid transmembrane transport. The transcript has 5 exons. Gene Ontology annotation, molecular function: amino acid transmembrane transporter activity. Gene Ontology annotation, cellular component: membrane. The coding region runs from base 319 to 1953 and encodes 544 amino acids. Lineage: Eukaryota; Fungi; Ascomycota; Eurotiomycetes; Eurotiales; Aspergillaceae. The record is from RefSeq and is a predicted model, not a curated record.
CUUGACUGGAAGCUGCGACAAGAUUCUUUAUCUGCCUGCUCGCCUGCUUCCCGAUAGCGAACCAUAGCGAGUGGGCUGAGUAUGUUUGUCUUAUCUGUUGUUCCAAUUUGCCCCCUGCACAUCAUUCAUCAAAUUGACUUCGGCUUCUCAGAGGCUGCAAGCCGACCUCACUAGGUUCCACGACCUCGACGGACAAGUCUUAUAUCAAUCUUCCGUCGCCCGCCCAAUUUUAUACGUGGUGUUUUUCUUCGCGUCUUCUUCCCCUUCACCCUAUCUUUUUGCGCGUACACCCACCCUUCUCCAUCGAGGUCAUUCACGAUGGACGACCACAGCAAUGCACCUGCAUACGAGACAUCCAGUUCCAAGGAGAAGCAUCUCGAGCCCACUGGCGACUGGGCCUCUCCUGACGUCGACCAUGGCGCCGAAACCGAUCUGCACCGCUCGUUGUCGACGCGGCACCUGACCAUGAUUGCGCUUGGCUCCUCCAUCGGAAUGGGAUUAUGGCUUGGAAGUGGAACUUCUCUAAGCAAUGCUGGCCCAGCAGCGCUUCUGAUUGGCUAUCUCCUCAGCUGUACGAUGAUUUGGGCCGUCAGUCAUUCGAUUGGAGAGAUGGCAGUCAUGUAUCCAUUGCCGUCGGCGUUCACGCAGUGGACGUCGAUCUUCAUUGACCGGUCAAUGGCCUUUUCCCUUGGCUGGGCAUACUGGUUCUCUUACUGGAUCACAAUCGCCAACGAGCUGCAGGGCGUUGUUACCGUGCUUAGCUUCUGGACGACCAAAGUACCUACAGCGGCCUGGAUCACUAUUUUCUGGAUUGUAAUUAUCGCCGUCAACGUUGUUGCCGUGAGAUUCUUCGGGGAGGUCGAAGUUACAGCCUCUACUAUCAAGUUUGGCUGGAUCUUUGUGGUGAUUAUCUCGUGCAUCGUCAUUUCGGCUGGUGGCGCUCCUGCUGAGGGUCCGAUCGGGUUCCGGUACUGGAACUCCUCGCCGUUCAUCAACGGUUUCAAAGGAUUCUUGUCCAUUAUGCCUACGUGUAUCUUUGCAAUGAGUGGUUCAGAAAACGCUGCUUUGGUCGCUGCUGAGACUGAUAAUCCACGCAAGGCUGUCCCCCGAGCUGUCGGGUCCAUCUGGGUCCGCUUGUCUCUGUUCUACGUUCUGGGCUCCUUGAUGAUCACCAUCACCGUCUCUCCGUACAACAAGGACCUCUUCGGUGGGGACGGCGUCAAUGCUUCACCCUUUGUUAUAGCCUUCCGCAACGCUGGACUGGAACCUCUAGCUCAUAUCAUGAACGCGGUGAUCUUCAUAUCAGUUUUGUCGACCGGCAGUAUCUCGGCCUAUGGUGGCUCGCGUACUUUGAUGGGCUUGACACACCUGAAUAUGGCUCCCAAGAUCUUCGGCAAGGCCGACAAGCAAGGCCGCCCGAUUGCAGGAAUGGCCAUAACCCUCCUCAUUGGAGGCGGUCUCGCUUACCUCAACGUCUCUAACUCUGGCGCCAACGUCUUCACCUGGUUCUCAAACCUGACUUCCCUCUUCACCCUGUUUGGCUGGGGCACGAUAUGUCUGUCGCACCUCCGCAUGCGCUACGCCUGGAAGGUCCAGGGUCGAUCGGUAGAGGAUCUCCCCUGGAAGUCGUGGACAUACCCCUACGGCGCCAUCUGGGGUCUUGUUUGGUGCAUCAUCCUCAUCAUCGCGGAAUUCUACCUGAGUGUAUGGCCUCUCGGAGAAAGCCCCAGCGCGAAGAACUUCUUCGCCAACUACGUCUCUGUCGUGGCUAUCGUGGUCCUGUACCUGGCGGCGCGAUGCUACUACCGCGGGCCGUGGUGGGUGGAUGCUCGCACGAUUGACCUCGACGCCCCGAGACGGUUCUACGUGGAUGGGCACGAUGUCGAGACCAAGACAGAGCGGAAGGGGCCGACGAAGUAUCUUCGUAAGGCAGUGGAUGCCGUGUUUGAUUAA